AUGGGAUCCGAAGAUUUGCUAAAAAUAAUCUUAAUGAUCAUGUGCACAUCAAAGAUGUGUGCUGGGCAAAAUGACAUUACCGCAUCUGUUUUCACCGUCACUUCUAAAAGUAUUACGGUUCAAUGGAGCAGACACUCUGGUGCAAACUCCUACAAACUGACCGCAACACCAAAAAAAACCAAUGAACAGCCCGUGUUUGCACAGUUCAGUGGUAGCACGGUAAUGGGUUCCAUCAACUCACUCUCCCCAAAUACGGUGUACACGAUGCGUGUGGAGGCUAUGGAUAGCUCCGUGAACGUACUCAGCAGCGUCGAGAUAGAGGAUACAACGGCACCCGAGGUUCCGUCCAUUGUGAAGGCCUACUCCAACCACAGCUCCAGUAUCACUGUGGAAUUUGGUGAGGUGUCAGGUGCCACCGCAUACAUCCUGCGGGCAGAGAAAAGUGAUGGAUUCUUUUCAGAGAGUGUGGUGUUUGGCUCGCCAGGUACCAUAUUCAACCUGAGUGCCUACGCAGAUUAUACACUUAGUGUCAUGUCAAGGAACAGUGGUGGCCAUAGCCAGCCCUCAUUCCCAGUCCAAGCCAGGACAGUGGUUGCAGCCCCAGCACUGCGCUCUGUCUCCCCCACUCAGGACAGUAUUGUGUUGAGUUGGGAUCCUGUGGAACAUGCAGUUCAAUACACACUAUAUAUCAACGCUGAGAAUUCAGACAUCUGGCUCCAAGUUAACACCUCUCAGACCAACAUGACAUUCAACAAUCUAGAUCCAGGGGUCACAUACUGCAUCAAGGCCACAGCCCGGGACCUAAAUAGCAUACCUGGAGAUGUCAACACCAUCUGUCAGAUCACCCGUCCUCCUGUCCCUGCAGGUGUGCAUACUUCUUUGACCAUGGAGAGAAUUAUUGGACUAGCAGUAUACUGGGAGGCUGUGCGUGGUGCAAGUGUCUAUUUUGCCCUGAGCUCCUUAGGGCAAAACUGUACCUCAAUGGGAGAGCCGUUCUGCAUUAUUAGCCCUAUAGGAUGUAGUGAGAACCACACACUCACUGUUAUGGCUGAGAACCAAGCUGGCCCCAGCAGCCCAUCCCAGCCACAGGACCUGCUAACCUUGCCCUGCCCUCCAGACUCAGUGAAAGUAGAUGAAUCCUCUGUAGGGAACUGCUCAGUAACAUGGACCAGUGUGCCAUGGAUGGAGUACUACAUGGUAUAUAUAAACAGAGACGAUGGUGCAGAGGAGCAGUGUAACACCACCAACAACCUCUGCUAUUUCCAAUGUGACUGUGGCUAUACCUACAUGACUACUGUAUUUGUCUACAAUGAGGCUGGUGCCAGCCCUCCAGGACCAAUUCCCACCUACACCACUGUCCCCUGCUGUCCACAGAUUGUUUAUGUCUCUCUUGUUUCAACUGAGACACUGGAGGUCACAUGGUCAGCAGUCCAUGGAGCAGACCUGUAUGAGACAGUGGCAGCAGAUGAAUCAGGCAUACUGCACUGCAAUGACACUGUGCCCAUAUGCGUUCUGUCUGACCUUACCUGCAACAGCCUGUACAGUGUUGUAAUCAGACCCUGCAGUGAGAUACGUGGCUGCAAUGACACCUGCACACCAAAUACACAGGAAACAGCUCCAUGUGCUCCUGAGAUCCUGAACAUCACCCAAGUGAACAGCUCUGAUGUGCUGGUUUCAUGGAGGGCUCCCAACAAACAAGCCAACUACACAGUAAAUGCUUUUGGCAGUGUCAGUAACCUUACUUGCUCAUCCACCAGUACUUCUUGUAGCAUCACCAACCUACCUUGUGGAGCCACUUAUGAGAUCAGCAUAUAUGCUACCACUACUGUGGGGAGUAGUUUGCCCAGCUAUAGCAUCCCCAUGGAAACAGGACCCUGCUGUCCUGAGACUCUCAGUGCAGAACAGGUGACGCAGUCCAUGACCAGUGUGAAGUGGUCUUCAUCCAAAGGAGGCUGGUCUUAUAUAAUCUCACUGUCAUCACCACGAGGUCAAGCCAAGUGCCAUACCAUGGACACACACUGCUUAAUGGGUUGCAUCACAUGUGGCACCAAUUACAGUGUCUCAGUGGAGGCCAUUAGCAUAACAGGGCACAAGUCCUUAUGUAGCUAUCAUGGAUUUUCUUCAAGUACUUGUUGUCCUUCUGGUAUCAGGCUCUACCGGAUGGAAAAUAGCACACUUCGUGUGUCUUGGAGAGGUUCAGAUAUUGUCAAUGGGUACUCAGCUGAACUCUACAGCAACAGUGCCAACUACACAUGCAGAUCAGCGCUGGGUGUCAGCUCAUGUGACGUGAACCAUGUAAUGUGUGGUGACACCUACAGUGUUGUUGUUGCACCGCUCACACUUCAAGGUUCCAAAGUCUUAUUCUGCCCGAGGAGGAUAUACUCUGUUUCCUGUGUUGGCAACAGUCUUGGAAUGGUUACUUAUCGUGGAAAAAGAAGUGUGGAUUAGCAGUUGACAUAUAAAGGGUCUCUCUAUGAAAUGAAG
Messenger RNA from Tachysurus vachellii, 2484 nucleotides. RefSeq names its product fibronectin type III domain containing 7a (gene fndc7a). NCBI's taxonomy places the organism in Eukaryota, Metazoa, Chordata, Actinopteri, Siluriformes, Bagridae. The transcript has 13 exons. The record is from RefSeq and is a predicted model, not a curated record. The coding region runs from base 1 to 2448 and encodes 815 amino acids. Gene Ontology annotation, molecular function: protein binding.